Telopea speciosissima is the source of this 474-nucleotide messenger RNA. RefSeq names its product ethylene-responsive transcription factor ERF098-like. Gene Ontology annotation, biological process: ethylene-activated signaling pathway; regulation of DNA-templated transcription. NCBI's taxonomy places the organism in Eukaryota, Viridiplantae, Streptophyta, Magnoliopsida, Proteales, Proteaceae. Gene Ontology annotation, molecular function: DNA-binding transcription factor activity; DNA binding. The transcript has a single exon. The record is from RefSeq and is a predicted model, not a curated record. The coding region runs from base 1 to 474 and encodes 157 amino acids.
AUGAAAGAAUCGCAAAGAGGGAAGGACAAAGAUGAGACACAAGAAGAGAAGGGGAAGAGGACAGAGAAAGAGUCUCGUUACCGGGGAGUUCGUUACCGGCCGUGGGGGAAGUACGCCGCCGAAAUAAGGAACCCGUACAGGAACAGUGCGCGUCUGUGGUUGGGAACCUUUGAUACAGGAGAGGAAGCAGCACGGGCUUAUGAUCGAGCUGCUUUCGCCUUUAAGGGUAAUCAAGCUAUCCUCAACUUCCCUGAGGAGUAUCUUCCACGAACCCUAAGGGUACCUGCUUCUUCUUUCCCUUCUUUUGAACCUUCUUCUUCUUCUUCUUCUUCUUCUUGUUCUCACGCUUCCAGUGAGGACAAAUACUUGAUCGAGUUAGAGUGUUUGGAUGAUUCGGUGUUAGAAGAGCUUCUCGGGUCACAACAGUCUGAACAAGGCACAAAGGGCAACAACUCAACAACACAUGAAAAUUAA